AUGUCGUCGCAACCCCUCACCGACAAACCCAAACCACUCAGCGGUCGUAUCGCAAUUGUGACCGGUGCAUCACGUGGAAUCGGCAAAGGUAUCGCUGUUCAGCUCGGUGAAGCCGGUGCAAAGGUCUACAUUACAGGACGUGAGCCGUCAAAAUCCUACGCGGCUCAACAAGAGGGUCUUCCAUCGUUGAAUGACACAGCUGAGGAAAUCAAGAACCGUGGUGGUGAGGCAGUUCUGGUCUAUUGCGAUCAUUCGAAUCCAGAUGACGUUAAGAAGCUAUUUGACAAAGUUGCGUCAGAAUGCGAUCAGAAACUCGAUAUUCUUGUCAAUUGCGCUUUCUCCGGAGCACCGAGUAUUUUGGAAGGCGCAGGCAAGAAGUUUUAUGAUUUUGAUCCACUUGUAUGGGAUGAAGUGAAUAACGUUGGUUUGCGUAAUGUGUACAUCUGUUGUGUUUAUGCGGCACGCUUGAUGGUACCUCAGAAAAGAGGCCUCAUCGUGAACAUAAGCUCAACUGGCGGUCUUCAUUACUUCUUCAAUGUCGUCUACGGAGUUGGAAAGGCCGGGAUGGACCGAAUGGCCACUGAUAUGGCCGUUGAGUUGAAAUCCGAUGGAAUUUGUUCAGUAUCGCUUUGGCCAGGUGCCGUCAAGACUGAGCUGUUCAAGAAGAUGGUUGAUUCGGGAAAAUUAUCUGAACUGAGUGGUAUGGAAAUCAAGCAGGAUCUCGCUGAACGGUUCUACAAAAAUGCUGAAACACCGGAAUUUGUGGGACGUGGUGUGGUUGCGUUGGCAUGCGAUGAGAAUGUGAUGAAGAAAAGCGGUCGUAUUCUUUUAACGUCGGAUUUGGGACAAGAAUACGGCUUUGUUGACAUCGAUGGUGAGUGCCGUUCCAUCUAUAAUCUUUGUUUCUUGAUUCAUUCAUUCACAGCAGAUUUUGUGUUUUGUUUCAUAAAUCAAUCACGGAAGCGAUUAAAUUAA
This is a messenger RNA of Anisakis simplex (herring worm), 975 nucleotides long. The record is from the annotation of a GenBank genome assembly. Lineage: Eukaryota; Metazoa; Nematoda; Chromadorea; Rhabditida; Anisakidae.